AUAUUUUUUAGUCCAAAUUGUAGUUUUCCCCCAAAAGUGAUCUAUUGAAAGUAAUAGCACACUCGAUCGAGCUGUGGGCGCUUUUGUCCCAUCAGAUAAAUUUGCGUAGUAGUUGAAAAAGCAAACAAAGACUGAAAAAGCUUAUCUUCUACUUUUUCGAUUCCGGACCCCGAUCAUUGAUCACACCUUUGAGUUUCGGGUCUUUGGAUUUAAUUUAAUUUGUCAUCUGAUGGAUAACAAUAAUUGGAGGCCUGCUCCUGGUGGUGGUGGCGGCGGUGGUGAACCCACGAUGGACGCAGGAGAUUGGAGAUCCCAAUUGCAACCUGAUUCGCGGCAAAGGAUUGUCAACAAGAUAAUGGACACUUUGAAGAGGCAUCUUCCGUUCUCCGGACAGGAGGGACUGCAAGAGCUCAAGAAAAUUGCAGUAAGGUUUGAGGAGAAGAUCUACACUUCUGCCACCAGCCAGCCUGAUUACCUGAGGAAAAUAUCUCUGAAGAUGCUGACAAUGGAGACCAAAUCCCAAAAUUCUAUGGCCAAUUCUCUGCCAUCUAACUCUGGUGGUAGUAGCAAAAAUCCCCCAGAUACAGGAUCCCUUGGCAACCAAGGACAAUCACUUCCUAAUCCAAUGGUUGGUAACCAGGCUCAUGCACGCCAACAGCUAUUGUCUCAAAACAUUCAGAAUAACAUGGCAGCAACUACGGUACAAGGUUCUGCUAGUUUAGCAUCAGCGCUGCCUACUAUUGGUGGUUUACCACCUACUACCAUGCCAAAUGUGGUUGGCCAGAACUCUAAUUUGCAAAACAUUCAGAACGUCUCUGGGAUUUCUCAGAAUUCUGUCGGAAACUCAAUGGGGCAAGGGGUGUCUCCUAAUAUUUUUGCCAAUACUCAGAGGCAGAUGCCAGGUAGGCAACAAGUUGUUCCCCAACAACAGCAAUCUCAAAAUCCACAGCAGCAGUAUGUUUACCAGCACCAGCAGCAGCAGCAGUUACAACAACAGCUUAUGAAGCAGAAAUAUCAGCAGGGCAGUAUCCCAAACACACAGAUUCAAUCUCACUUGCAGCAACAGCAGGCACAACAUCAGCAAAACCAAAUGUUAUCACAAUCCAGUCAAUUGCAACCUUCUCAGCAAUCGGUAAUGCAGCAUUCUGUCAUGCAACCAGCUCCGGUAUCUGGCCUCCAACAGAACCAGCAGUCUUCUGUUCAACAAUCACCUCAAACAAUGCUCCAGCAAAAUUCUCAAGCAGUCCUCAGGCAACAGCAACAGCAACAGCAACAGCAGCCUUCCGUUAUUCAUCAACAGCAAACACCUAUGCAGCAGCAGCCGUCAAUGUUGCCUUCGCAACAGCAGCAACCGUCAAUGUUGCCUUCACAACAGCAGCAGCUGCAACUGAUGGGGCAGCAGCCAAAUUCUACUAUCUUGCAACAGAACCAAAUAGUAGGGCAACAAAACAGCAUCCCUGACAUGCAACAGCAGCAGCAAAGGUUGCUAAGCCAGCAGAAUAGUCUUACUAACCUGCAACAGCAGCAGCAGCAGCAGCAGCUGAUGGGUCAGCAAAACAACAUACCAAAUAUGCAUCAGCAGCAGCAGCAGUUGGGUGCCCAGAGUAAUAUGGGUGCACUACAGCAACGGCAGCAGCAGCAGCAGCAGCAGCAGCAGCAACAAUUGCUUGUGAAUCAAUCUGGUAACUCCAGCAUGCAGACAACUCAACACCCUGUACACAUGCUACAGCAAUCAAAGAUUUCAGUGCAGCAACAAAACCACCAGAGUGUGCCAACCUUGUUGCCAACCCAGGGUCAACAGUCAGAACCACAGCCAUCACAGCAGCAAUUGUUGUCGCAGCUUCAGUCACAGCCUGGACAGUUGCAACAGCAAGGUCUUCAACAACCAAAUCCAUUGCAACGUGAUAUGCAGCAAAGGCUUCAAACAUCAGGUCCCUUACUUCAUUCACAGAAUUUGAUUGAUCAGCAGAAGCAGCUAUUACAACCACAAAGACCCAUUCCAGAAGCAUCAUCAACUUCUUUAGAUUCCACAGCUCAGACAGGAAAUGCAAAUAGUGCGGAUUGGCAAGAGGAGAUUUAUCAAAAGAUUAAAGUCAUGAAGGAGGCUUAUUUACCAGAACUAAAUGAAAUGUUCCAGAAAAUUGCUGGUAAAUUGCAGCAGCAUGAUUCCCUUCCUCAGCAACCAAAAAACGAGCAAUUUGAGAAGCUUAAGAUAUUUAAGACUAUGUUGGAGCGUAUUCUGCAGUUCUUACAAGUUUCCAAAAGCAACAUUUUACCUAAUUUCAAGGAGAAGUUGGGAGCCUACGAAAAGCAAAUAGUUAACUUCCUCAAUUCAAAUAGGCCCCGGAAACCUGGCCCCUCACUGCAGCAAGGGCAACAAAUUCCCCCACCUCAUAUACAAUCCAUGCAGCAAUCCCAGCAAUCCCAAUCCCAAAUUACUCAAGUGCAUCCCAUGCAAGAAAAUCAAAUGAAUCCCCAGCUACAGUCAAUGAACUUGCAGGGUUCUUCUGUUGCAACUCUGCAGCAGAACAAUGUGGCAACUCUGCAGCAUAAUUCCUUGUCUUCUUUAUCAGGGGUUCCGACUACAUCACAGAGCAUGAUCAGUACACUGCAGCCUGGUUCCACUAUUGAUUCAGGUCAGGGCAAUGCUCUUAAUGCAUUGCAGCAGGUUGCUGUCGGUUCUCUACAACAAAAUCCUGUGAAUGCUCAGCAACAGGCAAACAUCAACUCCUUGUCUUCACAUAGUGGGAUGAAUGUACUCCAGCCAAACCUUACGCCUCUUCAGUCGAAUUCCAAUAUGCUUCAACACCAGCAUCUUAAACAACAGGAGCAGCUGAAACAGCAGUUUCAGCAGCGCCAUAUGCAACAACAGAUGAUGCAAAAACAACAGUUACUGCAGCAGCAGCAGCAGCAACAACAGCAGCAGCAGCAACAACAACAACAACAACAACAAUUGCACCAGCAAAAUAAGCAGCAGCAGAAUGCGCAGUUGCAGCCACAUCAAAUGCCUCAGCUUCAUCAAAUGAAUGAUGCGAAUGAUUUGAAGAUGAGACAGCAGAUGGGUGUCAAAACCGGAGUUUUUCAGCAACACCACUCGGCGGGCCAGCGCUCGGGGUAUCACCAUCAGCAGUUGAAAUCUGGUGCUCAAUUUCCUAUCUCUUCUCCACAACUCCUCCAGGCUGCAUCUCCUCAAAUGCCUCAGCAUCCUUCUCCACAAAUCGACCAGCAAAAUCUGCUGACAUCCCUCACAAAAGCUGGAACUCCUUUGCAAUCUACAAGCUCACCUUUCAUUGUCCCAUCUCCGUCAACUCCUAUGGCUCCAUCCCCGAUGCCAGUUGAGUCUGAGAAAGUAAACUCUGGUAUUUCAGCGCUCUCCAAUACUGGAAAUAUUGGACAUCAACAAACUGCUGGUGCAGUAACACCUGGUCAAUCACUUGCCAUUGGCACUCCUGGGAUAUCGGCCUCUCCUUUACUUGCAGAGUUCACUAGUCCGGAUGGGAACCACGGUAAUGCCUCAGCAGUUGUAUCUGGGAAGUCAAGUGUUACAGAACAGCCUCUUGAACGCUUACUUAAAGUGGUAAAGUCAAUGUCACCGGCAACAUUGAGUGCAUCAGUUAGUGAUAUUGACUCUGUUGUCAGUAUGAUGGAUAGGAUAGCAGGAUCAGCGCCUGGUAAUGGAUCUAGAACAGCGGUUGGGGAGGAUUUGGUUGCCAUGACGAAGUGUCGUCUGCAGGCAAGAAAUAUAUCCACUCAAGACACAAACAUCGGAACAAGGAAAAUGAGGCGCUACACAAGUGCAAUGCCCUUGAAUAUUGUAUCCUCUGCUGGCAGCGCAAAUGAUAGUUUUAAGCAUUUAACAUGUUCAGAAGCUUCGGACUUGGAGUCAACUGCAACUUCUAAUAUCAAGAGGCCUAGAUUUGAGGCUAACCCCGCCCUUUUGGAAGAAAUAAGGGAGAUAAAUCAACGUUUGAUUGAUACAGUAGUAUGUGUAAGUGAUGAAGAUGUGGAUCCAAUUUCAGCAGCUGCUAUUACUGCUGAAGGAGGUGAAGGAACCAUUGUCAAGUGCUCUUUCAGUGCUGUUGCACUCAGUCCAAAUUUAAAGUCACAGUAUGCUUCUGCACAAAUGUCACCAAUUCAGCCCUUACGGUUGCUUGUUCCUAUUAGUUACCCAAGUUCCUCCCCAAUCCUGUUGGACAAGUUUCCAAUUGAAGUUAGUAAGGAGUACGAGGAUUUAUCAUCGAAGGCCAAGUCAAGGUUUAGCAUCUCUCUCCGAAACCUUUCACAACCCAUGUCACUUGGGGAGAUUGCAAAGACUUGGGAUGCUUGUGCUCGUGCAGUUAUUUUGGAGUACGCACAACGAAGCGGGGGAGGGAGCUUCAGCUCAAUCUAUGGAACGUGGGAGGAUUGCUUGAGUGCUGCAUGAUCAUCUUUUUAGCAUAUCCUUAUGAAAUUCCAAAAAUUGGGUAGCUGUGUGUAGAAUCAUUGAAGCUGGUGCUGCUACAGUGACCGAACCUCCAUUGUAAGGAUUGGACUCCUGGCAUGCUUAUUCCCUUCAGGAAUAUGCUUUAGAUACUGUAUCAUGGGUGUUGCUUGCUUCGCAGCUAAAAUGUAGGUACUUUAUGUUGUCUGUAACAAGCCCUGUUCUGUGCAGGUUUUCGUCACAUGGUUUGACGAGAGCCUUCCUGUUGUUUUUUAUCUGUGAUCUUGUAAGAACUUUGGGUGCUAUUCAGGGUUUCGGGCAGGGUUUUAACUCUGCUUGGCGAGGAGGCCAUAAGGCUUGGACCAAGAGCUCACCUGGAUGCGACUUAAGUUAUUUAUGUGGACUUUUACCCUUUGUUUUCC
Messenger RNA from Rhododendron vialii, 4842 nucleotides. Its product is annotated as mediator of RNA polymerase II transcription subunit 15a. The record is from RefSeq and is a predicted model, not a curated record. Lineage: Eukaryota; Viridiplantae; Streptophyta; Magnoliopsida; Ericales; Ericaceae. The coding region runs from base 230 to 4423 and encodes 1397 amino acids. The transcript is spliced from 12 exons. Gene Ontology annotation, molecular function: chromatin DNA binding; transcription coactivator activity. Gene Ontology annotation, biological process: regulation of DNA-templated transcription.